Cimex lectularius (bed bug) is the source of this 3505-nucleotide messenger RNA. RefSeq names its product serine/threonine-protein kinase N (gene Pkn). The transcript has 19 exons. The coding region runs from base 220 to 3411 and encodes 1063 amino acids. Gene Ontology annotation, molecular function: small GTPase binding; protein serine/threonine kinase activity; ATP binding. Lineage: Eukaryota; Metazoa; Arthropoda; Insecta; Hemiptera; Cimicidae. The record is from RefSeq and is a predicted model, not a curated record. Gene Ontology annotation, biological process: protein phosphorylation; signal transduction.
UGCUGCCUGAUUGGCUGCCUUAUUAAAUCAGUCGGCAGAGUCCCCAAGCGUUGAAACGUUGUCUCCUGUCAUGUUUCAAACCCCGAAAUCCAUUUAGACAUAGCCACCCCUUUCGAGUAUGCGAAUGUUCGCAGUUUUCGGACGGAUUUGACUCUUCUGCGCGCUCAACGGCUUAACGAUUCCCUUAUACGGUUUUUUUUUUAAAUGUAGGAUUUUUAUAUGCGGGCUUGUGCUAAGAUGGCGGAUUCGAGCUACUACCAGGAGGUUACGUGCACAAACUACACGAAAUUCCCCUCUUCGAAAUUACAUGGUGAUUACAUACGGCACCCGGUACUGUACGAGCUGAGCCAUAAAUAUGGCCUGCAGACGGAAUCUGUGCCGGAGGCGGCUUUGCCGAACAAACUCGAGGAACUCAAGGAGCUCAUCAGGAGGGAAAUAAGAAAAGAGCUUAAAAUCAAAGAGGGUGCGGAAAAGCUCAGGGAGGCUUCCAAAGACCGUAAGUCCUUAUCGGACGUCGCCCACAUAGUGAAAAAGUCCAAUUCGAAGCUCUCAGAGCUGCAGGCCGAACUUCAGGAACUCGAAUCGCAAAUAAUUCUAACCCAGGGGCAGAGCGAUCCUCUCCACACAAGUAACGGCCAUGAAGGCCUCGUCUCUCCUAUGUCUGGCCUGUCAGUUGAAAAUCAAGGGAACAACAACUUCUCAACAGACCUUCGGCUUGUUUCAUUGGAAAAACAGCUCAACAUUGAACUUAAGGUGAAACAAGGUGCUGAGAAUAUGCUUCAAUCUUUAGCUAGUAGAGAACAUUCAAGAGACAAAAAGCUUAUAGGAGAAGCACAGCAAAUGUUAGCUGAUUCAAAAGCUAAGAUUGAAUAUCUUAAAAUGAGAAUUAUGAAGGCAAAGCAAAUCAGGAGUUCUGGCAGGCAUGACUCGCCUCAUAAUGGAGAUGCCAAUAAUCAAGACAAAAUUGGAAGAAAUCUUGAACCUCCCGGCCUGGAAGAUCGUGUUGAUGAGCUUAGGCACAGGCUGAGAAUUGAAGCACGAGUUGUGGAGGGAGCAAAAAAUGUGAUCAGACUUCUCCAAAGCAAUAAAGUUGUGGACAAAAAAGCUCUUCAAGAGGCGCAAGUGAAUCUGUGUGAGUCUUCAAGGAAAUUAGACCUUCUUCGCAAAUCGUUAGAGCUCCGCAGACAAGAGUUACCACCGGAUUCUUCUACCGCCAUGCUGCUGAAGCAAGAGUUGGAAAGUGUUCAAUCAGCAAGCCCAGUACCCGUCAUGUAUACCAGUCUGCAACCUUUCCGCGAUAGUUCCAAUCGGCCUUUGUCGAACCACCCUUCAUCGCUCAACAGGACAGCGGCGGUAACAGGAAAACUUGAAGUCAGGCUCAUGGGAUGUCAAGAUCUCUUGGAAGAAGUUCCAGGACGUUCUAGGAGAGAAAAAGACUCAUCAUCUAGUCCAGGCGACCUUCGUUCUUUCGUAAAAGGGGUGACUGGCAGAAGCUCAAGCAAAUCAUACAGUGUCAAGGAUGAAAUCAGUAAUGAAAUUAUGGCCGUAAUAAAAUUAGACAAUCAAACCGUUGCUCAAACUAGCUGGAAACCUUGCUCACAACAGGCUUGGGACCAAAGGUUUUCAAUCGAGUUGGUUAAAUCUCGUGAAUUAGAAAUUGGUGUUUAUUGGAGGGAUUGGAGGUCAUUAUGCGCUGUUAAAUUUUUACGGUUAGAGGAAUUCAUCGAUGAUAUAAGACAUGGUAUGGCUUUGCAGUUAGAGCCUCAAGGUUUACUUUUUGCUGAGAUAAAAUUCUUAAAUCCAAUGAUAUCGAGGAAACCGAAGCUUCAGAGGCAGAGAAAGAUUUUCAAGCAACAAGGAAAAAAUUUCCCAAGAGCAAACCAAAUGAAUAUAAAUGUCGCAACGUGGGGUAGACUCCUUAAAAGAUCUUCACCGUCAAUUCAACACGGGAGGACACCAUCUGAAAGCCCUCCUUCAUCUGUGAGGGUAGUUGAACCGGUAGAGAAACCUGAAGCCCCUGGGGAAACUCCUGACCCAACGAUCGGAGGACUAGGAGGCGCAAGACCCUUAGGAAUCGCCGUUCUCCCUCCCUUGCCACCUGAUACUGUCCCUAUUCCUUCUAGUAUCGCUUCUAAAAAGAGGCCACCCACGAUGCCAGCUCCGCCCCCACCACCUCCAAGGCUCGACAUCGAGCUGGCAAGUGCUCUCAGGGAGUUUGAUUUCCUUCAGGAGGAAGAAAGGCCAGUCCCGUUGCCGAGGACUAUCAUUAGCACUCCUGUGUCGAUACAACCUUCACCCCUCAUCGAGUUCCCACCUGACGACGAGCCUGAAUUUGAUAGGCCACCACCUCGAAAUUUGGAAUACAGGGAUAGUGCAUAUGAGUCCAGGAGGCAUUCACAAUUUUCAGGAAUCUCAAUGGACAACUUCAAACUUCUUAGUGUACUAGGAAGGGGUCACUUUGGAAAGGUUAUAUUAUCUCAGUAUAGAAAUACUGGAGAAUAUUUUGCUAUUAAAGCUUUGAAGAAAGGCGAUAUUAUCGCAAGAGAUGAGGUCGAGUCAUUACUGUCUGAAAAAAGAAUAUUUGAGGUUGCAAACACCAUGCGACACCCAUUUUUGGUCAACCUAUUUGCAUGUUUCCAAACAGAGGCUCAUGUGUGCUUUGUUAUGGAAUAUGCUGCUGGAGGUGAUCUUAUGAUGCACAUACACGCAGAUGUAUUUUCCGAGCCGAGAGCCGUGUUUUAUGCAGCCUGUGUUGUCCUCGGUUUGCAAUACUUGCACGAAAGCAACAUCAUCUACAGAGAUUUGAAAUUGGAUAAUUUGCUUCUUGACACCGAAGGCUAUGUGAAAAUAGCCGAUUUUGGACUCUGUAAAGAAGGGAUGGGGUUCGGCGAUAGAACUGGCACUUUUUGUGGUACCCCUGAAUUUUUGGCUCCGGAAGUUCUAACAGAAACGUCCUAUACUAGAGCUGUCGAUUGGUGGGGACUCGGUGUUUUAAUUUUUGAAAUGCUUGUCGGAGAGUCUCCGUUUCCAGGAGACGACGAGGAGGAAGUUUUUGACUCAAUUGUCAAUGAUGAAGUCAGAUACCCUAGGUUUUUAUCAUUAGAAGCAAUAUCAAUUAUGAGAAGGUUAUUAAGGAAAAACCCAGAUAGAAGGUUAGGCUCAAGCGAUAAAGACGCAGAAGAUGUUAAAAGACAGGCAUUCUUUAAAAAUAUCCAAUGGGAAGAGCUUUUAAUGAGAAACGUCAAACCGCCUUUUGUUCCAACAGUGACAUCAGUUGAGGAUGUGAGUAAUUUUGAUGAAGAAUUUACGUCGGAAAUACCCCAACUUACACCACCGAAAGAUCCUCGGAUGUUAACUACCGAAGAACAGGACUUGUUUAAAGAUUUUACUUAUAUGGCUGACUGGUGUUGAACGAGAAUAACAAAAAUCGGCCUAAAUAGUUUACAUUUAUAUACAAGAAUUGCAAUGUUUAUUUAGGACAAUCCUUACAAGUUACACUAAACUU